AUGAGGUUAUUGCCAGUAAGAUUUUUUUUGUAAACAAUUUUCAAAAAUUCGUUUUACAUUAAUCGUAAAAUACUAAUAAUUAAUAAUUAUUUAUGUAUCAUUCACAUGUUUAAAAAGUGCGAUGUAAGUGAAUAAGUAGGAAAAUCUGAAAAAUGGAUUUAUCUGAUACUGAGGAUGAACUUCUUGGUAGUUUUGCUUCUCAGUUGGAAAACUCUAUGUUGAACGCAGUACCUCAUAAUGGCUUAUUGCAAACAAAUAAUACAGGUCAAGAUCCGCCUUCGGAAACUCACCUAAAAGUGCUAUCUGAAUAUUUUGGUCACAAAAAGUUUAGGAUAAUACAGUGGCGAAUUAUUAGCUCAAUUUUGCGCUUCCAACGGGAUAAUUGUGCUAUCAUGGCAACAGGAUAUGGAAAGUCUUUGUGUUAUCAAUUUCCUGCGGUCUAUAAUGGGGGCGUCACUUUAGUCGUUUCACCAUUGAUUUCUUUGAUGGAAGACCAGGUCAUGAGCCUAAAAGUGUCGAACAUUUCAGCUUGUUUACUUGGUUCUGCACAAACAAAUCAAAUGGAAGUAAUUAAUGGCAUAUUCGAUAACAAGUACAGAGUGGUUUAUUUGACCCCAGAAUUUUGCACAAAUGGUUAUGGGAAACAGCUCUUGUGUGACUUUCAUAAGAAGCUAAAUAUAAUUCUAAUUGCUGUUGAUGAGGCUCAUUGUGUGAGUACAUGGGGUCAUGAUUUCCGUUUUGCCUAUAGAAAAUUGGGUUUGUUGAGGGAGAUCAUGCCUGAAGUCCCAAUUUUGGCUGUUACAGCAACUGCUACUCCACAAGUCAAGACUGAUAUAAUAAGUGUUCUGAAAUUGCGAAACCCACAGAUCUCAUGUUCAGGCUUUGACCGGCCAAACCUCUAUUUUGCUGUAAACUAUCAAAGUGGUAAUGCAUUUGCUGAUCUGACUAAACUUAUGGUCCGGAAGAGAGGUUUGUGGAGAUUUCAUGGGCCAACCAUAAUUUAUUGUAUAACAAGGAAAGACACUGAAACUAUAAGUGAGCUUUUGCAAUCCCAUGAUAUUAAAUGUCUUCCAUAUCAUGCAGGCAUGACCCUAUCUGAACGUUCUAGGGUGCAUGAAGAAUUCAUCAAAGAUAAAACUCAAGUAAUAGUAGCCACAGUAGCUUUUGGAAUGGGCAUAGACAAACAUGAUGUGAGAUGCAUAAUUCACUACGGAAGUUCAAAUUCUGUGGAAUCAUACUACCAAGAAGUGGGCAGAGCAGGUCGUGAUGGCUUACCAGCCAAAUGUGUGACAUUUUACAACAACAAAGACUUUAAUAUUCUUGCUCUUUUACGCUCAAAGAGUGGUGAUGCAAUCACCAAGUCUCGGAAAGAAAAAAUGGCAAACAUUAUGAGACAGUAUCUGGAAACAAGCAAAUGUCGCAGGCAGUUUAUUUUGUCUCAUUUUGAAAAUGAUCCUAGUUUGGAGCUACCUGAUCGAGAUAAUUGUUGUGAUAAUUGCGACAGAAAACAGAAAUCUUCCUGCGAAAGUGCAUUGUAUGAAGGUUUGAAUAAACAAGGAUUGUAUGACUUCACUGAUGAUGCAGUUUUAUUUUUGACAGCAGUAAACUCUACUGGUGGCCGUUUUGGUUUAAAUUUGUGUGUGUUAUUUAUCAGAGGUUCUAAGACUGCAAAACUUGAAUGUUUUAGAUUGAAAGAAGGAUUUGGAAAAGGUGCCGACAAGCCGGACUCCUGGUGGAAGGGCAUAGCUGCCAUACUGAUCCAAAGGAACUUUCUGUUUGGAAGAACUCAAUCUUCACUAUUUGGGGCGUGCACUUACCAAGUUACAUCGGUUGGUAAUACAUUUCUCGAAAGCGUAAGCAGAGGCGAGAAACUCAUGGCGCCUCCCUCAAAAGAGUUGAUACCGUUGCUCAAAAAAAGCAGGCAGGCAGAAUCAGGUUGGGUGUCUGCGGAAGGUGGUGAAGAAGCAUCAUCAUCAACUCAAGUAUUAGAUAACCCUCCAGAAGAAUCCAAAAUGGAAACAGAUGAGCGACUAAAAUGUUAUCGGCUGUUAAUCAAUGAAAGGAAUCGACUCGCUUCGAUAAACGACGUCAUGCCUUACACUGUGGCUUCUAAUGCCGCCCUCAUGCAAAUAGCCAAGCACAAACCGAAAGAUUUGGAACAGUUGCGCAAAUUACAGGUUGAAGGGUUUACUGAAGCGAAGCUUUUGAAGUUUGGCCCGGACUUGCUGAAAAUAACCCAGGUUAAUGCCUCGAACGAUAGGAGAUCUAUAUUGUCUAUACUUGCAGAACAUCCUUUAGAAAAUAUUUCAGAGUCGAGCGCUAUCACUUUUACCAUGUCUUUGUUUAACAGCGGUCUGACGAUUGAAGAAAUUGCAGAGAAAAGAAAAAUUUCCCCCAGUACGGUGAUGCUGAACCUGGUGGCUGCCAUGGAGAUCGGGUGGCCCAUUAAAAUGAGUCAGCUCGGAGUUACGAACGACGUGAGAGAUAUAAUAGUCGAGACUAUCAAUAACUUGGAUUCCGGCUUCUCUUCGUUGCUUCAAAUCAAAAGCGCGUGUCCGGAAAACGUUAAAUAUGACCAAAUUAGAGUUGUGGUUACUUAUUUGAAGAUUCGGGACCACUUGGAGAAACUGAAAAUACCUUAUGAGGAGUUUGAUGAUUUUCGGUACUUUACUGCUACCCCGUCCCCCGAUAAUUCCAUGAAGCCGGACGAUUUAAAUUUAGAUGAUGACAUACUCUUAGCGGCAUGUUACGACAUGGAAAACAAACUAGAUGGCAGCACGAUCGAUUUAACUGGCACACCGGAAAAUUCCAAUGAUGUUCUGUUAGCCGCAUGCUACAAUAUUGAAAAUGAACUACAAAAUCAUACUCCUAAGUCUUCUUCGGAGCCUCCCGAGAAAAAAUACAAAUGCACGGAUACCAAUGAGUUAUUGAACAUUCUUAACUCACCACCCAGAGAUUGUCCGUUUCAGGUAUCAGAUUCGUUAUCAAAAGAGUCUCAAGAGAGGGAACCUGAAUCAAACAGUUCAAACGGCAGUCAGCCCAGAGCCCUUAGCCGAACCAUGACAAAAGUUCAUUCCAAACCUCAGAUACCACAGUGGCUGAUGAAAAAAAAAAGAUAACUUAAAGUGGGAAUCCCAAAUUUAAGAUUUUCACAACUUUCCAAGCAGUUUUUAUCAUUUUGUAAACAUUGUCAUUAGCAUUGCCAGAUUUAAUUUAUUUUAUGUUUUCAAAAAUUAUUGAAUGCUCUUUAAUUUUGGCGUUUCAUUUCAGUACCAAAUGAUGUCUUUAGAUUACUGAACAAUAAGCUAAUAUUUAUAUAUGAACUUAAAAUCAUCAAACAAUAAUACAUUUAUACAUUCAAUCAGAUAAAAUUUGACUUGUUUUGAAUUUUUGUUGUAUAAAAAAUGUUGCGAAUCUCUUUUGGUCUGUAGGCCAAAGUCUAAUCAGACUCCCAGUUAGUACAUCAAAGACAAAAAAAGGUUAUUAGUCUGAAACAAUAAAAUUAAUAUAGAGCAUAUAACGUUCUUGGGAGUUUACUCUGAUUCCAAACGUUCAUUUUAAGCUCAUGACUGCCAAAAUAUUAUCCAAGACAAUGUUUCUUAUAAAAAAUCUGAAAAAUACUACCAACGAUGAAGUAACACGGAUGCAAAUGGAAUUUUUGCAUUCGAGAGAAGCGUAAUAAAAAUAAUAGAGAGGUUAGCAAUAGAUCUGACGUAAAAAAAUAUUAAUAAACUAGGAGGUCUAACAAUACAUGAUAAUCAAGAUACAAAACCUGACUUCAAAAUUAAAAAUCAAAACGUUCUUAAUAAAUAUUUCAAAAACAGUGUGUGUUUAUAGAAAUAAUUGUAGAAUACCUUUUUAUUAAGCUAUAUUGAGCGCAAUAUCAUUUUCAGUGGUUUAAUCAACGCGCAUUCACUACGGAGCACCCUGUAUUAAGUCAUGUGGUGGUCGAAGUCGCUCGACCUGUGUCUAGCGUUCUUGCAAAAUCGCUUGUAACUUAAAGGAGAUUAGUUAUCGUUUAUGAGUCGAAACUUUGCAAAUUUAGUAUACAUGAGUAUGGGACCUUAGCUAAGGGUAUAAUAGUGCUGCCGAGGAUAGAACAUCGCGCACACAGGCGGAGCGAACGGGUCACGUCACUGACGCGGAGUUUGAUUUGGCGGGAUUCUUAACCAAAUCUCAUUGUGUUGUGUUUUUUCGGUCUUUGUAGAAUUUCAGUGCUUUUUUGUAGUUUGGAUUAAUUAUUUUUUAUCAAAAUGUGGUGUUCUGUGGCAGGCGGCAAUAGAAAAUAU
Molecule: messenger RNA, 4289 nt
Organism: Cylas formicarius (sweet potato weevil)
Lineage: Eukaryota; Metazoa; Arthropoda; Insecta; Coleoptera; Brentidae
Product: bifunctional 3'-5' exonuclease/ATP-dependent helicase WRN-like
Exons: 2
Coding region: 153-3119 (988 amino acids)
Biological process (GO): telomere maintenance; DNA replication; double-strand break repair via homologous recombination
Cellular component (GO): cytoplasm; chromosome; nucleus
Molecular function (GO): four-way junction helicase activity; nucleic acid binding; ATP binding
Source: RefSeq, a predicted model, not a curated record